CCUGCGCGCGGGCCGGCCGGGGGCGACGCGAGGGCUUGGCUGGACUCAAAACGUCCGUGGCCGUAUGCUGGCAGCCAGGACGCAGCUUACAGGACAACUCCUCGUACCCCAGAUCCUCGUACGCUAACGGCGACGUGUGCUGCCUGAAAGUUCAAAUCAAAGUCUAUCGAUGCAACUUUGCACGCAGAUGAAUUGCUUAACCUUUGCGUGCGGGCUCAGCCCCGGGGGGUUACGAGUUACUCGUUAACCCUGAGUUAUUCAUUAGAAAGCAGGCGAAGGGGGCAAGUCCGCUCUGCAGGACUGUCCUCACCGCUCGCGUUCUCCACCUCCCUGGUGAAGCUAACCCGGGCGAUGGGAAUCGCGGGGCAGGUUUGGCGGGGAGGUGGCUGGCAGGCUGCUGCGUUUGCGGGGUGGGGUCCAGCCUCGAGGACAGAAACGUCCCGUAACGAGGUGCUGUUCUGUAACGGGAGCCAGAGCUAUCCCGGGGUGGGGGUGGGGGAGGGACACGCUCCUCGCGGGGAAGAGCAGCGCCCGAGACGACCUGUUGCCCGCGCCCAGUCCGGAGGUAGCGCGCGUGCUUUCCGCCAGCCCCGCGUUUUGGAAGAUGGAACAGUUUCAACCUGUUACUCGGAUGGUUUGGUCCGUUUGGAGAGCACGCGGUUAAUGCCAGCUGGAUUGCAGUUCAGGAGCUUGAGAAGCUGGGUUUGGGAGACGGUGUGGAUCUGCACGUGUACGAAAUCCCAGUUGAAUACCAAACUGUACAAAGACUAAUUCCUGCAUUAUGGAAGAAGCACAGUCCACAAGUGAUUGGUAGUUCACGUGGGUGUUUCGGGCAUGGCUACUACCGUAACGCUGGAAAAAUGUGGACAUAAUGUAGGCUACAAAGGCUUGGACAACUGCCGGUUCUGCCCCGGCUCCCAGUGCUGCGUAGAAGGGGGUCCAGAGUGCAUCGAUUCCAUCAUUGACAUGGAUGCGGUGUGCAAGAGAGUCUCGACGCUCGGGCUUGACGUUACCGUUACUAUAUCCAAGGAUGCCGGCAGAUACCUCUGUGAUUUUACUUACUACACGUCCUUAUACCAGAGCCGGGGCAGGUCUGCAUUUGUUCACGUGCCUCCGCUGGGAAAACCCUAUACUGCGGAACAGCUGGGCCGGGCCCUGCAGGCGAUCGUAGAGGAAAUGCUCGAUGUUUUGGAGCAGUCCGAGGGCAAAAUUAAUUGUCAGCAUGAACACUGAAACUGGGCAGACGUCACCCCACUAUUGCACUUCCAAAAUCAUUCCCUACUGCUAAAAUCCAGGGGGAUCUGGUCUGUCUGAAACGUGCACAGUGAGACCCCAGACUUGAGAAUCCAGGUGAACUUCACGUGCAGGAAUUGCCGCUCUUUUCUUCAGAUGUGUGCAUUUCAGUUAGGCAAAGGAGGAUUCAAAGUCUCUUCCCUUAAACUGCCUGCAGCUACUAUGUCCUGACCUGGCUGAAAAGCGUGUGCUGUAUUUUCUACAGAGCUCACCUGCCAGCCGAACGACAGCUCCUGAACAAUCUCCCGCAGGCCAGAUGGAAAGGUUUAUACCUGGAAUUGGAGUUCAGGUGCAGGGGAUGGAUACUGCCUGCUAAUUACUAGUCCUUAAUUUAAAAAAGAAAAAGGAAAAAAACCCCUAGGUUUUUAAUAUAAAAGGAUAGCUGAGAACAGUUGGCAUAGAA
Molecule: messenger RNA, 1696 nt
Organism: Alligator sinensis (Chinese alligator)
Lineage: Eukaryota; Metazoa; Chordata; Crocodylia; Alligatoridae
Gene: PGPEP1
Product: pyroglutamyl-peptidase I
Exons: 5
Coding region: 835-1233 (132 amino acids)
Biological process (GO): proteolysis
Source: RefSeq, a predicted model, not a curated record